ACACGCGAUCAUUUAGAGGCAACAACGGAAUCUGAAACUGUGUUUACUGAGAGCCAGUUAGCUGAUAUAGAGCCAUCAUCGUCUCUUACAGUUGUGCGUAAGAACAUUGAGUAUCAAGAUCAAGUUGAAACUGCUGGAUGUGAGUUAAUUGAAGGUUCAGAACCUCAAGUUCAAUUAGAGUCAUCCGCAGAGCCAGAGGAAGACAUGCACGUUCAGUUAGAGGCAGUAAAUACACCUGAAACCUCAGAGCUAGUGGAAGGUACACGCGAU
Molecule: messenger RNA, 270 nt
Organism: Camelina sativa (false flax)
Lineage: Eukaryota; Viridiplantae; Streptophyta; Magnoliopsida; Brassicales; Brassicaceae
Source: RefSeq, a predicted model, not a curated record